AGCAUGGACUAUUACACGCCCCAGCCCACGCGUCGCCACAACCCCGUGGACAGCAUUUGCCGCAAACUACAGACCAUUCAGUGGCGUGGUGACCGGGAGCCAAAUUCACCUUUCCAGAUUCCCAAGCUCUCCUCCAGCAGCUACGACAGCCCCCAGUGUGGCCUCAGGCACAACCUGGAGGCUAUCCUCAAGAAAGGGUCGCUCCACAGAGACGAGGGGGAGAGGGGGAAGGAGAAGCUGAAGGAGAAAGUGAAGGGUAGAGGGAUAGGGAUGCCGAGUUCUGCAGCUUCUCGGAGGAGCAGCCGUGGUCCCUCUGUCCCGCUGUCCACCCCAGCAUGCAACUCACCCACGCCAACUAAUGUCACAUACACCAUCACUAGUACUCUGGGAGAGAGGAGAGUUGCUGAUGGGAGUGAUUUAAGACCGGUUAAGACAUGGCAGAGAUAUUGUUCGACUCCCACAAGCCAGGUCAAAGACUCCCCUUACUUUACGUUCACACGAGGACCCCCGUCGGUGCAGCCCGAGAGCGAGACGCCAAGCAAGAGCCCACCUAUCUCUCGUACUUUUACCCCGAGUAACAGCACCCUCUCCUAUAACCUCAACUUCUGCUCUGCAGAAACAGGGAAAUUAACAGAUCAUGAGCUGACCUACCCUGCUCUGGUUGUUAAAAGACUGUCUUUGGAAGAUGGAGGGAACUCACUGGGCUCUGAAAGCAGGAAGGAGAAUAUGGCAGAAAUCAGUCUGAUCUGUGAGGAGAAUCUGCUCGAUACAAUCUUCCAUGCCUGUGACACCCAGCGCCGAGGUAAAGUGUAUGUGUCUCACAUCGUGGACUUCCUGCGGCACACCACCAGUCGCAGCUCAGAAGACAGUGGACUGGAGGAGCUUUGUAACAUGCUGGACCCAGAACACAAAGACGUCUCCAUCGACCUGGACACGUAUCACGCUGUAAUGAGAGAGUGGAUUGAUGACCGCCGCAACAAUGGGGACGAGCCAUCCGAUGACAUAACCCAGGACUCCAUUAAACCCAUAGACAGUCUGUCCACCAAGAGGUCCAUGAUGCUCAAUAUGACCUCAGGAAGCUUGGAGGCCUUUGGAGGGGAAGCAUCCAGAGCAGAAUUUGAAACGUCAGAGCUGGUGUACUGUGUUGCUGACCUCCAGAUGAGCAAUCAAAAGCUUGAAGAGGAGGUGAGGAAGCUGAAGCAGGUGGUGGAGGGCAUGGAGGACAGCAACCAAAAGCUGGCAGAGGAGAAUGAGGAGCUCCGCAACCAGGCCAGGGUCCACCAGCAGCUAACCCAGAAAGAAAAGAUGCUGAAAGAGGAAGUUGAAGAAAUGAAGGCCACUCUGAGCUGCACAGAGGAAGGCAGAGCUCGUGCCUCUGCACAAAGCAAAAGCAUGGAGAAAGAGAACCACAGUCUCAUUGCCAAGAUUGCUUCUCUUCAGGAAGAGAACUUUAAGGUCACCAUGGAGAUGGAUGAGCUUCAGAGGAGAAUAGCAGAGCUGUGUGACAUUAACGCUGACCUUCAGGUGCAAAUACACUCUUUUGAUGCUGUCGUUAGUGAAAAGGAAGCUUUGACACAAGAGAAGAGCAGACAGAUAGAUGAGCUGAAGGCAGCAGUGGUUGAAUACUCCACCAUCACAGAGCUGGUGAGGGCGGAGAAGAGCAAACUGGAGAGCCAGAUGCAGCUGAUACACCCAGACUUGAGUGGAGCUGGACUGUCUCUGUCAGUGGCCUACAGGUUGAACCAGAGCAGUGCAGGAUCCUUACAGACAGAACUGGCUCUGGCACAGUCACCACUGGAGCCCCUUCAUGGAGUUGAUCAUUUGUCCACCACCAUGAGCUUGGCCUCUCCUCUGGAUGAGACCCUGGACAAGGAGGUACUGCUGAUGCUGCAAGGUCCCAGCCCUGAACACAUGGCUCUGGAGUUCAAGACCCUCCUCAACAAACUGAGAAUGGAUUUCAAAGAAGAAACCAACUCUGUCUUGUCUACAGUUAAAGGCUUGCUAGAUGACAACGCACAGCCAGGGGGCAACACAGACACCAGUCUCCAGACGGUGCAGGCCGAGCUGGAUGCGAGGAGGGCAGACUGGGCCCUCAGCCUAGACCAGCUGGCCCAGUACACAGACUCACUGGAGAAGGAGCUCAUCAAAAUGGCCAGUAAUUUGAGGAGGUCCCGAACUGAGAUCCUGCACCUUUCAGUCAGGGUGCAGGAGCAGGAGAACAAGAAGCGGCAGCUGUGUGAGGAGCUGGAGCAGCUAAAGACUCCACAGGACAGCAGAGAGGCCUCAUGCCAGACACCAGCUCCAGAAGAAGAGACUGGAGAUGACUUGGACUGGGAUGAGGAGUUCGCCCUCCAAGACUUCCUUAAGAAUGAGCUAGCAGAAAGGAAUUGCCGAGGUCAGGACGGGCGACCUGAAGCAGAUAAAGUAACGGAGCGAGGAGAAGAGGACGGAGAGGAGAAGUGGAUGGUGGUAGAUACAACAGGAGAGGGAGAAGUGAGAGACACAUCCACUCCUCUGUCAACCCUGUCUGGGAAGGCACAGCCUGAACAAGGUGCAGUAGGAGAUGGUCAAGACUCUACAGCCUGCACUGAGUCAGAGCCAGAGGUGACCUGUCAGCCUUUGCAGGAAGAGGCAGCGGUACCAUUGAGCGCCCACUCACAAGCUGUCAGCAUUAGACACCCAGAGGCGGAUGCUCUCCCUGAUCCGUCCCACUCAGAGAACUACAGUAAGACCUUCGUUACACAGUCUCAGUCUGAUGGUCCAGCCAAAGAUCUCACAGUCACACCUGGUAACAGUCCUCCCACAGCAACCAAGAUGAUUCCUCCUGACAGCACAUCACCCAGACCAGAUGAGAUCGUUACCCAGAGUGAGAGCAUCCAGCCAACCACUGAAGACCACAGGCAAGAAGAGAAAGACGGAGAUGCUGACUUGAGCACAGCCGAUAUGAGUCGCACUAAGAGCCUGAGCCGGGACCAGUCGCUAGACAGAUCAGCAGCGGAGGACAGCACGAGCCUGCUACCUGUGUUGGUGGAAGAGGAGGAGAGUGUGCAGGACAGUGCAGCUGACGCUCCAGCAGUAGUGGACAGCAUGGCAGGGACAGACCAGCUCACCAGCAGCGGAGCGACUACUUUCUCUGACAGCAGCUCUCCUCAGUCAGGAUCAUCAGUCAUACAUGCCAACCAAUCAGGCAAGGGCAGCGUGACCUCUGACCCCAGCCAAUUGGAGGAUAGUGCGUCAGCAGCCAAAACGGAUACCCUCCCCCAACAUGGCAAAAAAAAAAAGGAACUGGAGCUGUCAGACAGCAUGGAGGCCAUUGAGCAGCCCAAGGUUCAGGAGGACCAAAGUGAGACCAGCAUGACCACUGAGAAGGAAUCUGAGACAUCAGUCCCUGACACCAGUGAAACCGUGAAAGAAGACAAGAACAGCCUGUCGCCGAAUGACAAGGAGAUUGAGACGGAGUUCCAGCGUCUGGCGUUGGGCUUCAAAUGUGACAUGUUCACACUGGAGAAGAGACUGCGCCUGGAGGAGAGGUCACGUAACCUGGCUGAGGAGAACGUCCGCAGGGAAGUGUCCAGCUGCCAGGGCCUACUGCAGGCUCUGACUCCUCUGUGUGAGGACGAUAACCAGUCCAUGGAGAUCAUCCAGCGGCUCCAGAAGAAUCUGGAUAUUCUCACCCAGUCCAUGACCCGAGUGUCCAGCCGCUCUGAGAUGCUAGGAGCCAUUCAUCAGGAGAGUCGUAUUGGUAAGGCUGUGGAGGUGAUGAUACAGCACGUGGAGAACCUUAGGAGGAUGUACACCAAGGAGCACGCUGAACUACUGGAGCUGCGAGAGGCACUAAUGCAGAACGAGAGGUCGUUUGGAUCACAAACCGAAAGAGAUGACUUCCGUGGCAAGAAGCCAUCAACAUCACAGUACUACAAGUCAUCAACUAGGCGGGUCAGCAUAGCAGGAAUACCCCGUGCUGGUGGAGGCAACAUGCACUUUGACAUGCCCAAAACACAAGACGGUUCAGAAGCUGAGACAGAAAGACUGACCAGGCGAUCUCCAUGGAAUGUGGCAGGGAAGAGCACAGCGCGCCCUCCACUAAAGCGCUUUGUUAGCUCUGCGGCCUGGGUUGACACAGAAGAGCCCUCUCUCAUGAUGAAGGGGACAGCCAGCGACAACACUGACUUCCAGUCGGAGGACGAGCAGAAGGAGGAGCCGGUGGCAGAGAGGAGGAGGUCCAGUCUCAGUGAGCUGGGCAGCAAACUCACCUCCCUCAUUCUGCCCUUCAAGACGAGUCAGGAUGAGCUCUUUGUAAUGCUUCCAAGCCCCUCAUCAAGCCCAACAUCUACAGAACCAGGAAUGGCACAUUCUCUGUCCCAUAGCCUAACCUCCUCCCGGGCGGCGGCAGCAGCAGCAGUAGCUAGAGGCAGCAGGGGGGUCUGGCUUUGGUUGGCCAUGGUGGUGGUGCUAGCAGGUCUCCUGGCACUGCUGGCCAGCCUGGUAAUGCAGCCAGCAGUAGACGCAGCCCCAGUGGGGACUGGGGACUCCUGGAUGACCAUGCAGCAGCUGCUGUGGCCCUAUACAGGGCUCAGACACAAUGGACAGCCCCCCGUCUAACCUCUGACGUCUGGGGCGGAUGGUGCUAUACCCAUAAGCCCUCUACAAAGAUUACCUGUGCUUUGGGUGGUGAUGAAGAACAGUGUACCACUCCUGAGCCGUGGCUGUUGGGAUAUUUACUGGUGCCUGAAGAUUACUAGACAGACUCUUAUUGAUAGCACAGUCCAGUCCACAGGGGAUAGUUAACCCUGUGGACGAUUUUAUGUGUCACAUCACGUUUGCUAAAUUAGUUAGUCUGUGUGUGUGUGUGUGUGUAUGCAUGUGUCUGUGUUUAAAAGCAGCAGCAGAUAAAGGAGGUGGCAACCAAUACCUUUUAUGGUGGGCUGCUCAAUAUUAUGAUGCAGUUUUCCUAUCAGUGCUACUGGCAACUGUCCACUUGGACCCAACACAAUCUGUAAAAUCCAGUUUGAUCAGUUGUCAGAGCUGCCACACUGUUGUCCAAUCAUGACGCAACUUCAUCAGGAUGAUAGCACUGAUCCACAAAGUUUGAAUGCAGUUUUCCAUUGACAAACAUCAUGGACGAUGGCUUUUUAAACACAUUUCAUGCACUUGAAGAUACAGGAGGACAGCCAGCCUUUUUAAUGGAGUUUUCCAUUCAUGUCCUUAAUGGUUAGAUAGGACAUUUUAUAACUUUUAAGUCUAUAAACACUGGUAAUAAAAAUGAAUUUUAAGUGUUUUAAGUGUUUUUGAAAUCUAUAUUUAUGAGUGUGUUAGUUUUGAGUGGGGAAAUGUGAAUAUCUUUAUUUUUAAGUUAUAAUUCUACUUUAACACCAAAGGCUUUUUUAUUUUCCUUUUUUUGAGUUCUUGCUGUGGUUGUCACCGUUUUCAACUUCAUACACUUUUGUAUGUUCCAAAAAAGAUGCUUGAAACUUUGCAUAAAUAAAGUAGCCAAUUCUACA
Molecule: messenger RNA, 5501 nt
Organism: Scomber japonicus (chub mackerel)
Lineage: Eukaryota; Metazoa; Chordata; Actinopteri; Scombriformes; Scombridae
Gene: lrmp
Product: lymphoid-restricted membrane protein
Exons: 39
Coding region: 4-4602 (1532 amino acids)
Cellular component (GO): endoplasmic reticulum membrane
Source: RefSeq, a predicted model, not a curated record